UGCCCACCCGCUUCUAAAUGCAACGCCUCGAAACGUAGUAGGUCAGAGAGCGAAUCGACGCCCCACGGAGAUGCGUAUUUGCCCGUCGUACGUGACCGCGAGGUGCUGUUUGUACACAGCAAGGACUUUUCAUCUGACGCCUGUUGACUCGCAGUUUAAGGAGGUGACGAGGGAAAUGCGGUGACGUCAGGAACGACCCGAAAACAUACAUAUCGUCGACACAUAUGCACACGUAUCCACGAAGAUCGCUAAUAGAAUAUCUCUAAUCGUGUUCAAUCAGUGACGGUCCGUAAUCCGUAACUGUUAUCUAACUUUUCCCACGGGAGGAUAAAUCAAACGCGACAUAUCGAUUGGCAAACGUAUCGCCGCAUUAUUAAAACGCAGACGUCUGAAUCGACCGUACAUCUAUGCAUACAUCGCGAAUUACCACGGAAUUACUUUCACGUAAUUAAACGGCCUGUUCGGUGUCACUCGGCGCGCGCGCGCGCACGCGCGUGUGUGUGUGUAAUCCAUCCGCUUAUCUUGUCCGCCUACUACGAUAUUCCCAGAGACCAGCCUCGUGAUAGCGACGUUUAAAUUACCGAGAGAGACGUAUGAUGACGCGGGACACUGGCCGCUCACGAAGAACAACAGUUCGGCUCGCGCGUCAGUGACUCGUCGAAAGUUCGCGACCCUGACCGUGUGGAAUUCCCGACCGGUUCCUGCUGAAUCGCAAGAUAGCAACGCGAUCUCCUCUUAUCAGCCGGGCGUUUAAUUAGAUCGCGUCAGAAAGGAGAGGAAGAAGGACCAACGCUCGAGAGGCUGGACUUCUCUCUCUCUCCCGGCGUCACUCGGCGGCUCGUUGCUGGCAGGUCGAGGCGGACGGGGCCGGGAGGAUGUUGCUGAGGUAACACGACAUUUCGAGGCCGCACGCUAGAGAAGCCACGAUAAUCGCAGCGAGCGCGCGGGCGACGCGAGGAGGAAGGUGUCGAUCGCAGGCGCACAAAGGCCCAGGGUCGAAGAGAGCGGCGAGCAGGAUGGGCUUCCCCAGGAGAAGGUCCCUGUGGCUGAAGGUGGCGGUGCUGGCGACCGCGGUGUGGCUGACCGUCUGUUUCCUACUUUACACGGAGGACCGGGCGGCCGCGGCCGCCGUUCAGGGCUUGGCGCCGUCGGGCGUCGCGAUGCCGCAAGCGGCCAACGGCUUUGUGCCACCGGCGGCACCCUUCAGGAAAGAGACGCCCGGGUCUGCGCUCAACAAGGCGAGAAUCAAUCAGGCUGGGCCCGAGCAAGGUGGUGGAGUGCUGGCCGCGCCGCGGGAACCGGACGCUGCCGCGCCCGGCGAGAUGGGCAGACCGGUGAUACUGCCGACCAACAUAUCCGCGCAGACGAAGAAGCUGGUGGACGACGGCUGGCUCAACAACGCCUUCAACCAGUACGCCAGCGACCUCAUCUCCGUGCACAGAUCCUUGCCCGAUCCACGCGACCAAUGGUGCAAGGAGCCCGGUAGAUACCAGAAGGACCUGCCACCCACGGCGGUGAUCAUUUGCUUCCACAACGAGGCUUGGUCGGUGCUGCUGCGCACGGUGCACUCCGUGCUGGACAGAUCGCCGGAGCACCUCAUACAGGAGAUCAUCCUGGUCGAUGACUUCUCCGAUAUGCCUCAUCUGAAGCGUCAGUUGGAAGACUACAUGAUGAAUUAUCCGAAGGUGAGGAUUAUCAGGGCGAAUAAGCGGGAGGGCCUCAUCAGGGCGCGCCUGUUGGGCGCAGCGGCGGCCAAGGCUCCGGUGCUCACGUAUUUGGACAGCCAUUGCGAGUGUACGGAGGGUUGGCUGGAGCCACUUCUCGACCGGAUCGCUCGCGAUCCGACGACGGUAGUUUGUCCGGUGAUCGAUGUUAUAGACGACACAACCCUGGAAUACCACUGGCGGGACUCGGGUGGCGUAAACGUCGGCGGAUUCGAUUGGAAUCUUCAGUUCAAUUGGCACGCGGUGCCGGAGAGGGAGAAAAAACGGCACAAAAACCCGGCCGAACCUGUUUGGUCGCCGACGAUGGCCGGCGGUCUCUUCUCCAUAGACCGAGUGUUCUUCGAGCGGAUCGGCACGUAUGAUAGCGGCUUCGACAUUUGGGGCGGCGAGAACCUCGAGUUGUCCUUCAAAACCUGGAUGUGCGGAGGCACCCUGGAAAUCGUGCCGUGCUCGCACGUGGGCCACAUCUUCAGGAAACGUUCGCCUUACAAGUGGCGCAGCGGCGUGAACGUGCUCAAGAGGAACAGCAUAAGGCUGAGCGAAGUGUGGCUGGACGAGUACGCCAAGUACUACUAUCAGAGGAUAGGUCACGACAAGGGGAACUAUGGCGACGUAUCAGAGCGGAAGACCCUCAGGAAGAAACUGGGGUGCAAGUCGUUCAAGUGGUACCUGGACAACGUUUACCCGGAACUCUUCAUUCCAGGCGAGGCGGUCGCCUCCGGAGAGGUCCGAAACCUCGGCGAGGGCGGUAACACCUGCCUGGAUUCGCCGGCGCGCAAGGCCGACUUGCACAAGCCGUGCGGACUGUACCCCUGCCAUCGACAGGGCGGAAACCAGUACUGGAUGCUCAGCAAGACGGGCGAGAUCCGACGAGACGAGUCGUGCUUGGACUACAGCGGCAGCGACGUCAUCCUCUAUCCUUGCCACGGCAGUAAAGGGAAUCAACAAUGGAUCUAUAAUCCUCAGACUAAUCAUAUCAGGCACGGCAGCAGCGACAAGUGUCUGACGAUCACGGAGAGCAAGCAGCAGCUGGUGAUGGAGGAAUGCUCGCCGAAUGCGCCGAGGCAGAAGUGGUCCUUCGAGAAUUACGACCCGUCGAAGCUGUGAUACCGCGCCUUCUCACGCCGUCAUUCGCACAAUCCCAGCCAAGGUUCCGAACGCGUCGCCGGGAAUUCCUGGCUGCCGGGCAAACGAUACUCGAUCGCCAAGACCCGCUUCGGCAGAUAAAUCGCGUGGGCGGUGAGGUCGCGUCGGAUCCCGUCGUCGGGCGUCGUCCGUCUGCGAGAUCGCAACGAUCGUCGCGUACGAUCACCGGAGUGCGAAUCCGGUCCCUGGUGCAAUUUCUUUCGCGAUACCUCACGUAUCGCGAAACGAGGAAAAUCGGAGAGAAGAGAACCGUGUCGUCGUGUAGCGACACCUCUUCCGCGAUCGAUCGACGAGCGGAGAAGCCGAGAGACGACGACGGCGGCGACGACGACGACGACGAAGAUCACGGAGGAUCACGAUGCAACGAAACACACUCGCGAGGACAAUAUGUUUAGAGAAUUUUUUUACUCGGAAGGAACGGA
Dinoponera quadriceps is the source of this 3292-nucleotide messenger RNA. RefSeq names its product putative polypeptide N-acetylgalactosaminyltransferase 9 (gene Pgant9). NCBI's taxonomy places the organism in Eukaryota, Metazoa, Arthropoda, Insecta, Hymenoptera, Formicidae. Bases 1017 to 2831 code for a protein of 604 amino acids. Gene Ontology annotation, cellular component: Golgi apparatus. The record is from RefSeq and is a predicted model, not a curated record. The transcript is spliced from 13 exons.